This is a messenger RNA of Closterium sp. Naga37s-1, 167 nucleotides long. NCBI's taxonomy places the organism in Eukaryota, Viridiplantae, Streptophyta, Zygnematophyceae, Desmidiales, Closteriaceae. The record is from the annotation of a GenBank genome assembly.
AGCUAUCAUGGCGGGGCGCCACGGCGUGCACCUAUCCCUAGGCAUCAUGAGGAGCAUGGCAGCGCAUCCUGCUGUGGAUCGCACCUCUCCACUCUCUCCCUCCUCUCCAGCCCAUGGGUUGCCACAGCACAGCCACUCGCUUUGAGUUCCUCGUGCCCUGCUUCUGA